CAGCUGUCCGAGGGGCAGGGUCUGUACGGAUCUGAACAACUCUGCUCGCAUUCGCAAGAACUGCGUCUAAAGAUGGCGGACGAGGAGAGCAGUCCCGGAACAGCCUUUGCAGGCUCCCCCGAAACAGAAGAACCCGCCAAAAAGAGGUCCAAAAUUGGUCCAGCGACUAAUUGUGGAUUAAAAGCUUCCAAAGUGGAUCCAAUCUCAUGUGCCUCUGGGGUGACGGAGAGCUGGGAGAAAGCGGUGAAUUGUACCCAGCCUGUGAAAAAGGAAGCGAAGCCGGUGAUGGCGGUGGAGCAGGCCCCAGGAUCGCUAGGCGGAGACAACAAUGGACUGCGACUGCUGGACUCCAAGCCGCAAAAAGCGGUUGUAAAAGUAAACGCCAGCGCCACACUGUUGGCAACCGAGGAAGGUGCUGGUAAGAAGUGAAAGACAAAGACUUGACAGUAAAUAUUAAAAAGAGCUAACCGUAUUUACCUGACUUUCUUUUAUUACCUGGUUUCCAACUUUUCCCUCAGUAAUUACAGAUGAAACAGGCGGAGACGCACCUUGAUGGCGUUUUAUUUUACUUUAAGUUUUCCCAUCACAAUGCAAAACUAUUACUUCAAAUAAGCAUUCGUUGUUCCUUUUUCUUUAUUUUUCUCUCUGCUAAGAUUUUCUUGGACAUGAGGAUCUUCCAUCAAACGGGUUGGCUGACACUUCGGAGAACAACAACGAAGAGGAUGACAGAUUCUCCCAUGCAAGCUCCAGCGACUGGACUCCUCAACCACAAAUAGGUUUUCUAACUCAUAUGGCAACCUUACCUUCCAAAGUCUUAACCAUCUAAUAUUACACCUUUAGUAGAAAAUAGAUAGUUUUAACUGCAUAAUAACGAAAAAGGGAAUACGUGUUUUGUUCUCUGACCAGGUUCCUACAGUUUCAUCCAGCAACACAUCAGAGAGACAGAUCCCAGGACCAUACUAAGGGAUUUGCUGCCUGAGGCUGUACUCCCACCAGAUCUGGACGACAUGACACUGUGGCAGAUCAUCAUAAACAUCUCGGAUCCUCCAAAAAGAAAGAAGCGGAAGGACAUCAAUACCUUAGAUGAUGUGGUCAGACUACUCCAUGAAAGUAAACGGAUCCUGGUGUUGACUGGGGCAGGGGUAUGCUUCUUCACCCUCAUUAUUUAAUUGUGCAAAGUGAAUUACCAAUCCUCAGAGUGCCGUUGUUAUACAUUUGUUAAUAGUGUUAAAUCAGGGUAACUUUAUGCUUUUUUGGUAGGUGUCAGUUUCAUGUGGAAUACCAGACUUCCGCUCCAGGGAUGGGAUUUAUGCACGACUCGCCGUAGAUUUUCCCGAUCUUCCAGAUCCCCAGGCAAUGUUUGACAUUGAGUACUUCAGACGGGAUCCAAGACCAUUUUUCAAGUUUGCAAAGGUUUGUUUACUGCAUCCUUGUCUAUGUAAAUUGAAUUGAUAACAAAAUACUUCCAAAAUAAAUGAUCAACCAUAAUUAAGGUCCAAGUGUGGGUAUUUUGUGUGAUGAAUCGUUGAACUUUUCAAAAACAGUGUCCCAAAGAUGCUGUCAUUUGUAAGGUGCUCAGAUCAGUUUAGACCAUUUCUCACACAGCAUUCAUGUGUUACUCUCUUCACUCUUGAGCACAACCAUGAGAUUUAUUUCCCACAGAGUCUUGGUUUUUAUACACAAGAGAGAUAUGGGUGAUGUUCACCUGCCUCCAAAGCAAAGCUCUGUACUGCACAACAUCAAAAGUUUUUAGAUGAAAUGUGCAGAUCAGCCAACACAGGGAUGAUAUGCAUGGCUUUGAUAAGCUUUGGGAGAAGUCCACAUGUUCAAUGCACCCUCUUUUUUUUAUAUUUGUUAAAGGAGAUAUACCCUGGCCAGUUCCAGCCAUCACCUUGCCACUUAUUCAUAUCCAUGCUGGAUAAGCAGGGGAAACUGCUGCGCAACUACACACAAAACAUUGAUACACUGGAACAAGUAGCUGGAGUCCAGCGGAUUAUUCAGUGUCAUGGUUUGUAAUAGAGCUGACCCAAUGAUCCUGCUCAGUUUUAUUAUUAACUUCAGUUCAUGGCAAUAAUGAAAACUAAUUUUUAUCUUUUUAUUCCAGGGUCAUUUGCAACGGCAUCCUGUCUUGUCUGUAAACAAAGAGUGGAUUGUGAGGCUAUACGGGAAGACAUCUUUAACCAGGUAUUUAUGGAUUGUAAAUAAUAUGGAGAAAACAUAUUUAUACAUUACUGAGUGCUGUAUCAUCAGAGUGCAAUUUAAGUGAUUGUUUCACAUGGCCCCUGAAGCCUUUAACAUUCACCAGUAACCAUGUCAAUGAAAACAGCAGACAUAAGUUAGUCCAUGCAGUUUGUGGUUCCUGGAUGAGUACAUCAAGCCUGUUUUAAUAGCAGUCCAUAGAUCAGCUGGGCUGUCUACAACAUAAUACAUGUUACUAAGGUUAUGAACACCCCAAGCUUUAUCAUACAAAGACAUAACUGCUCAGGUGUAUUAAACAGCAGUCCCAAUAUAAACUGUGACCCAAACAAUAUAGGCUGUAUUGGGACAAAGGAAAAAGUGCCUAGAAAGUGAAUUUCAUUCCACUUAAGAGGGGCAACAUAAACUGUGAUUCAUAAAAUAGCUCUAUUGAUAAUAAGUACAAAAAAAAAAACAUCUACUCAUGCCAUCCAGUCGAUUUUUAGUAAUCAGUGUUUCGGUGUCAAACUAUUUCCUUUCUGCGGCGCAGUGAUACUUGCACACGCGCAAUCAAAUAUGCAGAGGGAUGAAGCAAUUUUUGUCACGUGGGCCAAUAGGAGCUGAGUCUUGUUGCCAUGGUAUCAGAAAAACACAAACAUGGCGACGAGCGCAUCUAGCAGCGAGACAAGCGAAGAGGAAGAAAAGGAAAGGAAAAAAAAAAGAAAACAGCCUUCAAAAGUGCAUAAAAAAGGAACGAAACGAUGCUUUAUGCAUCUAUCAUCUGUCCAGAGUGAAGACGUUCUCGACUUUACAAGGACACAUUGGGAAACUUACAGAACUAGUAUUAGAAAGUGGCUUUCUCUACAGGGUGAGACAAAAGACCUUGCAGAAACUUAUAAACAUUACGUUGAUAUCGACUUUGACAAUGGUCCUGAUGACGCUGGGUUUCACAUGACAUGCUACCAGCGAUUUAUUUGCAAAAGGCGUUUGAGAAACAAGAACGUAAUGCAGCCGCAGGUCAGUCAAACCCCUUAGCCAGCAUUGCCGAUGCAUCCACGUCCACGGCAUCUGAAACUCCGCGAAAGAAACUUCGCUCGAGGUUUUAGGCUGUAUUGGGACAAAGGAAAAAGUGCCUAGAAAGUGAAUUUCGUUCAAAUACGCUGGUGCUACUUGUUCGAUGCUUUUUUGCAUAGACAAUACCAUUCUGGACUUUGGGUUAAAAUAUCUACUUAGACUAUCUGUCCGACUUUUGUCACCAGCCAGAAAUGUACAUAUAUGUGGGUAACCCAAAAAACAAUUAUAUGGUGCUGCUGUUUUUGCUUGUAGAAACUGCUAUGUUGAUUCUGGCAAGACAAAAUCUUUCUCAGAUGUCAUAAAUACAUCUACCUAACAUCUGAAACAGUUAUUGGUGCCUUAGUAUACGCAUAAAUGAAUUCAGAUUAUGAAAUGUAGCAAAUUUCUUGAAGAAAACGUCUCAACUCAAGUGAUUUGCACCCAGCACAAUGAAAUAUAUACAGUAAAUUUAGCUAAAAGCUUAUGUUUCAUGCAUAAAAAUGACACAACCUACUGUGUAAUAAAAGCAAUAAAAUAUAAACAGCACACCAUGGCCAUAAAUGGCUGAAUGUCAAUCAAAUUUCUACCACGCCCCCCAAAAUUGGAAUAAUGGAAAAAAUGUAACAAGACAAAAAUAAAUGCACAAAAGGUCUGAAUUAAUUCAAAAUAUGGUAUAAAACAUUUAUUCAAGUAUCACAGUGUCAAAACAUCUGACAUUUAUCAAUCCCUCCAGAAUAUAAAAAUAAAGAUCAAAAUGCAGACAAAUGUAGAACAAAUAUAAAAAUAAUAAAAAUCUCAAAUCUCGGUGUAGCAAUCCUUUAAACAAAACAAAUUGUACAUAGUGACAUAGUGCGUAUAUUAUGCAUCACUAUCACUUUCAUCAGAGUGAUACAUACAGCUCUUUCUUCUGUUUCCUUUGAAGCAUUCUCACAUGCUUGGCACCGACAUAAAUCUGUACAAGAUAGUCCUGCAGACAUACAUGAACAUUGUUCAGUCUCACAUUUGGUUUUCUUGCAACUACAGUGGACUAUCUGCAAAACACUAUCAGGGGCAGGAUUUACAGUCAUCCAUGUCAUGGGAUGAUGACUCUGAUGAUGUAGUCAUAAUAUACGCACCAUGUCACCAUGUACAAUUUGUUUUGUUUAAAGGAUUGCUACUCCGAGAUUUGAGAUUUUUAUAUUUGUUCUACGUUUGUCUGCGGUUGUGUUUUGAUUUUUAUUUUCAUAUUCUGGAGGGAUUGAUAAAUGUCAGAUGUUUUGACACUGUGAUACUUGAAUAAAUGUUUUAUACCAUAUUUUGAAUUAAUUCAGACCUUUUGUGCAUUUAUUCUUGUCUUGUUACAUUUUUUCCAUUAUUCCAAUUUUGGGGGGCGUGGUAGAAAUUUGAUUGACAUUCAGCCAUUUAUGGCCAUGGUGUGCUGUUUAUAUUUUAUUGCUUUUAUUACACAGUAGGUUGUGUCAUUUUUAUGCAUGAAACACAAGCUUUUAGCUAAAUUUACUGUAUAUAUUUCAUUGUGCUGGGUGCAAAUCACUUGAGUUGAGACGUUUUCUUCAAGAAAUUUGCUACAUUUCAUAAUCUGAAUUCAUUUAUGCGUAUACUAAGGCACCAAUAACUGUUUCAGAUGUUAGGUAGAUGUAUUUAUGACAUCUGAGAAAGAUUUUGUCUUGCCAGAAUCAACAUAGCAGUUUCUACAUUGGGACGUCAAUGCUGCAGGCUCAGUCUGCUUAACAAAAGCAGCAAAAAAGCAUAUAUGUUUUUGUUUUAAUGGAGUGAGAUAAAACAUGACCAAACUUAAAGGAGAUAUGAUGCAUUUAUUCAGACUCUAUAUUUCCUUUCUGAUACCUCUUAGCUUUACUUUGAUUUUUCCUCCUGUUUCUUACUCUGGUGUAUUAAAAUAUCCUUAAUUCAGCCUCUGUCUUCAUCGCUUUGUUUUAGCUGCUGUCUCUGUAAGGCCACCUUUAAGACCAUUGAGCAUUGUACAUCUAUUUUCUAAGAUUAAGACUGCAUACAUUUAUCUCGUGAUUUGAAACUUUGCAUACAUCAUACAUCUUGGACACCAAACAUUGUAACUUUGCCUUUUUGUUGUUCGUAUUGAAAAGCAUAACACCCCUCUUUAAACUUCUGUCCAAGAAAGAUUGUAAAAAGCUGACUCCCGUACUGACUUUGUUCUUUGUCGGACAUGUGUCCACAACAGAGAAAUGGUUUCAGUACCCGAGGAUAUACCAAUUAAACUUUGUAAAUGAAUGAAUGCAUUAUUAUGCUCUGGUGGUAACAAUCCUGUUAAUGAGUUUCCAAGAUUUCUUGGGCUGCAAAAAGAAAUUCAAAUAUCAGGACUGGCAGAUCCCUGAGGCACAUACCCGUCUGAGUACAACAGUAUGGUACAGCUGCCAUCUGUUGUAGGUGGUGGCUAAUAUAGUUUAUAUUUGACACACUUCUCUUCUGAAUGAAUUUAAAGUGGUAAUGCUCUUCCAUAAGCACAGUUACACUGUAACAUAUGUUUAAUAGCUCAAUAACUCCUUUAAAUAUAUCAAUUAAAUGGUUAUAAAAUGAAUGUCCUGCAGGUAGUCCCUCAUUGUCCACGAUGUCAAGGUAUUCCUCUGGCAAUCAUGAAACCAGACAUCGUCUUCUUUGGAGAGAAUCUUCCAGAAAUGUUCCACAGAGCCAUGAAGCAGGACAAAGAUGAGGUGGACCUGUUGAUUGUCAUCGGCUCUUCACUGAAAGUCCGACCUGUUGCCCUCAUCCCAAGUAUGUUCUGUUUGGAAGACUAGAGUGUUUUCUGUUCAAUCUAUUCAAAGUCAUUAUCUUUGUAUUUGUCUUCAAGUACAUCCAAACGUUCAUGUGUGCUUUAUCCCACCCAGACUCUAUCCCUCAUGAAGUGCCUCAGGUCCUGAUCAAUCGGGAGCAGCUGCCUCACUUUAACUUUGAUGUGGAGUUGCUUGGAGACUGUGACGUCAUUGUCAAUGAAAUCUGUCAUCGGUUGGGUGCAGACUUUGAGCAGAUCUGUUACAAUACUUUAAGACUCUCAGAGAUCACAGAGAAACCCUCUCGCUUACCAAAACAGCUACCCGGUGUGGCCUUGCCUAACAUUGAAGCUCAGGAGGAGCAGAAGCAACAAAGCACAGACUCAGAAACUCAGUCGUCAGGGGAGACAGAGAGCCUGAGUGUCACCGAGGCUGCCAGCAAUAGUGCAACACCUUCAAAGCCUUGUCCAGAUGCUCAGUGUCCAAGUGAAGGAACAGCUGGGUCUGCAGAGUUAUCAGCAGAAGAUGCGCUUAAAGAGCCAGGGACUGAAGUCAAAAGUCAAACCUUCAACGCUGAAAAUUGGCGACGCUGCUGGUUGAGUCAAAUCAACAGGAGUCCAAUCAGCAAACGCCUUGAGGGUAAGCUCAAGACACCAGUAGACAGAACACUGUGUGCUUAAAACAUAAAUGUGUUUGUAUCUUAAAGGGGGGGCUGUUCGAUUAAGACAAAGAGGUUUACUAUCUCAACGAGCAGCUGAGUGCUAAGUCACCCAGAUAAUCAGCUGUUGCUGUAUUCAAAUCAGUUUGUGUAUGUGUUUGGGUGUUAGUUUUCAAUCCUAAUGAUGAAUUAAUGUUUGGAGAGCGACUCUGAAGUUGUCAGUUUUCUUCUGGAAGGUAAGAAGUUUUAUUCCCUCAAACUUUCAUGAGUUUACAGAAACAUGAAGCUGAAUGAUCUUAGUUCGAGCCGCUGCUGUCAGAGAUCCUGCUGAUGUUUCCUCAUAAUGAUCCGAGUCAACUAUGAGGAGAUGACGUACGGACAAUAAUUCAUCAUUUAUGUCUUUACUCUGAAACAGAGACACCACUCACUGUCCUUCAACUGACUACGACACUCAGAGCUGACCAACCAUCAGCCUCAUAAUGAAGCUGUUUUAAAGGAGGAAACCACACGUCUCAGUUUUGUGCUCAGUCUGUUCAGAGUCCUGAUCUUUAUAGCAAUGUGGAGACAAAAAAACAUGAGAGACCCUUGAAUCAGAGAGCUGACUGUUUACCGUGAACCAAAACUACCACUUUAUCAAGACUUUAUUCUCACAACAUGAGGACUUUAUUCUCAGAAUAUUCUAAUUUUGCAACCCCUUUUUCUGUAACAGUAUCUCUCUCUAAACAUGAUGACUUCUGUAGUAAUAGGAUUUUAAUCUCAAAUUUAUAACUCAUUGAUGCCUCAGAUCAGAGUUCAACUAUAUUUAUUUAGAGCAAAUAACUAAAAGCAUCACCACCCCCAUCACUUGAAACAGCUAAGUUUGUCUGAUGUAUAUGAUGCCAUCUCCAACGUGUAAAUGUCUUUGGUCCUCUAGGGCCACCAUUGCCUCAGUAACAGUAGAGAUUGGCAGGAAGCAUUGUACUGCUAGAUAUCCUCCUUCAACACACUGAACCUUUAAAAGACAAGAAAAACCUACGUGAGUAGGUUUUACCUCUUAAUCAAGGUGUAAAACAGAUCAAUCUGUAAAGUGAAGUUAAACUCUCUCCUCCUUUAGUAGUUACUGAAUUGGAGCACGAGGUGCCGUAAAUCUAUUUUCAGCUGCCAUAAAACAUUGUGCUUUGUAACUCUGCAAACUCUUGACAUCUUUCUUAAUCUCCAGGAUGUGACCAGUCAUUCUUUUUCUUCAGAGUAAACUACGUUUACAUACUUGUGUAUGAGUUGCGUAGUCAUUUUAGUGUGUUCACACACAAUGCUGCACUUUAUACAGUCUAUAACAACAGGUAUUGUCAAAGACGAUUUCAGCAAUGCUAACCAUUCGUUUUGUUUUCCACAGCAGGCCAGUACCUGUUCCAAGCACCAAAUCAGUAUAUCUUCCAUGGGGCUGAGGUUUACACUGAUUCUGAGGACGAGAGCUCCAGCUCCUGUGAUAGUGACCUGUCCGAGUGCAGCGCAGAUGGGGUGGAAGAAGACAGCGAGACAGAGGAGGUGGUAAUAGCAGUGGAUGGAGCAACAUGUCUCAGAGAUGCAGUACAGCACUCGAAUGAGCCCACAUCAAGUUUGCAGAAAGACCAUGACUCGUAAAGGACUCAGAGCCCCCCACCCCGUCAGAAGGAAAGAACCCAUAACCCAUUACUAAUUAUAUGUAUAUGUGUGUUUCGUAUAUUUUUGAGGAUACAAUUAUUUUUCAUAAAGUUGCAAUUGAUUGAUAACUUCCUGUGAAUAUGCAGCAAGUUUCUUUAUUGCUCCAUUUGUGUCACAUAAAUCUUAUACUAUAUUCCACUUACUAAAUAGAAUACAAUGGAUUUUUUAUAAAUCUGCUCAUCUUAUGUAGUUUUCACAUUUUAAAUAUAGCUCUCCACAUACAGAAAUAUAUCUUAUUCUAUUUCUUCCAAAAUGGAAUAAAUUCCCUUUUUCCCUCAAAAAUUCUACACAAAAUACCCCAUAAUGACAAAGCAAAAAACUUUUUUGUAGAACAUUUUGCAAAUUUAUUAAAAAUAAGAACACUCAAAUGUUGCACAUACAUAAGUAUUCACACCCUUUACUCAAUACUUGGUCGAAGCACCUUUGGCAGUGAUUACAGCCUCCAGUCUUCUUGUGUAUGAUGCAACAAGCUUGGCACACCUGGAUUUGAGGAGUUUUUCCCCAUUCUUUCUUGCACCUCCUCUCAAGCUCAGUGAGGUUGGAUGGGCAGCGUCGGUGCACAGCUACUUUCAGGUCUUUCCAAAGAUGUUCAAUCGGGUUCAAGUCUGGCUCUGGCUGGGCCACUCAAGGACAUUCAGUGACUUGUCCUGAAGCCACUCCUUUGUCUUCUUGGUCGUGUGCUUAGGGUCAUUGUCAUGCUGGAAGAUGAAGCGUCACCCCAGUCGAAGGUCUCGAGCGCUCUGGAACAGGUUUUCAUCAAGGAUUUCGAUGUACUUAGCUGCAUCCUUUUUUUCCUCGAUCCUGACAAGUCUCCCAGUUCCUGCCGCUGAAAAACAUCCCCACAGCAUGAUGCUGCCACCACCAUGCUUCACUGUAGGGAUGGUGUUGACGAGGUGGUGUGCGGUGCCUGGUUUCCUCCAGACAUGAUGCUUGGCAUUCAGGCCAAAGAGUUCGAUCUUCGUUUCAUCAGACCAGAGAAUUUUGUUUCUCCUGGUCUGUGAGUCCUUCAGGUGCCUUCUAGCAAAGUCCAAGCAGGCUGUCGUACUUUUUACUGAGGAGUGGCUUCUGUCUGGCCACUCUACCAUAAAUGCCUGACUGGUGGAGUGCUGCAGAGAUGGUGGUCCUUCUGUAGGGUUCUCCCAUCUCCUCUGAAGAACGCUGGAGCUCUGUCAGAGUGACCAUCGGGUUCUUGGUCACCUCCCUGACCAAGGCCCUUCUCCCUCGCUUGCUCAUUUUGGCUGGGCAGCCAGCUCUAGGAAGAGUCCUGGUGGUUCCAAACGUCUUCCAUUUCUUAAUGAUGGAGACCACUGUGCUUUUUGGGAUCUUCAAUGCAGCAGAUAUUUUUCUGUAACCUUCCCCAGAUCUGUGCGCCGAUACAACCCUGUUUCAGAGGUCUACAGACAAUUCUUUCGACGCCAUGGCUUGGUUUGUGCUCUGACGUGCUCUGUCAGCUGUGGGAUCUUAUAUAGACAGGUGUGGCUUUCCAAAUCAUGUCCAAUCAGCUAAAUUUGCCACAGGUGGACUGCAAUCAAGUUGGAGGAACAUUUCAAGGCUGAUCAGUGGAAUCAGGAUGCACCUGAGCUUAAUUUUGAUUUUUAUAGCAAAGGGUGUGAAUACUUAUGUAUAUGCAACAUUUGAGUGUCUUAUUUUUAAUAAAUUUGCAAAAUGUUCUAAAAAAAGUUUUUCGCUUUGUCAUUAUGGGGUAUUUUGUGUAGAAUUUUUGAGGAAAAAAGGAAUUUGAUCCAUUUUGGAAUAAGGCUGUAACAUAAAGUGUGGAAAAAGUACAGUGGUAUGAAUACUUUCCGGAUGCACUGUAGCUUCUCAUUUAAUGUUCACUGGGAGAGUUUAAUCUUGUGACAGUCAACUAUCAAACUGUCAUAGGUGAAAGUAAUAUGAGAGAAGUCUUCUCCUUUUAAAUGAAGAGCAGGCAGCACCAGAGGCUGAUAAUGCAGAGGGGGGUGAAAAAGAAUUAAGUGAGAAAAAAUUAAGUUGUUUAAAAUUUAAACAUGAUUUAAGUGAUCAGGAAAGACCCUGAUAGAUAACUUUUAAUAGAUAAGCAGUGAAACCACAAAGUGUAGAACUGAGGUUUAUUACAGGUAAAUUCUGCAUCCAAUAGUGUUUUGAAAUGAUAGUUGAUUGGUGCUUACAUAUGUGCAGAAAUGUGGUUUCACUGGAAUAUUCACCUGUUAUGCAGGUUGGCACAUGUCAGAAUCAUGUGUUAUUGUAUGUAAACACAGGAGUGUGUAUAUCACAAGAGUUACAGUUGGUAAAAACAGAGUCAAUAACAGUCAUUUAAACUUAAGCAAGACUCAUCUCACAAAUAGUUACUGAUUUGAAUCCACAAAGUAGUAUGAAACACCAGAUGUAGUGAAAACGGCGUUAUCUCAAUGAGUUGUUGAGAAGCAGAGGUAUAUAAGAGCAACAAUUCAAAUACUAAUGUUCCUCAAAAUGGACUGUUUUAAAGCUCCUGUGGGGAGUUUUUUGACUUUUAUGAAACAGACUUUGAUUCAGUGUAAGCUGGAAAGCUGAAGGAACAGCCCUGUUCGUUCAGCUUCAUUCACCCAAUCUUAUUUAAGGUCCUGUCAAAAAGUGCUCAAGGGCUCAGGGUUCAGGAAGUGGGGAGUCCUUUCGAAUAGUUCUUCUUGGUACCCAGAAGUCUUUGAGUGUCAGCCAUGAUAAGACCUGUUCCAAUCCUCCAACAUGAUAAGGAGGAAAAUGACCCAUAAUUCUUUGUGCCAACGAUAUUUUAGGCAUACCCCUCUCCAUUGGCAUGUCAGCAAAUAAUCAGCAUGCCUACAGCUUAUCUGAAGCCUAAUUUACUGCAUUAAACAACAAAACGACAUUGUAAACUGGAUCAACAUUUUGACUUCAUCGUUGGUUUCCCAUAGUAGUUCUUGUUUAAUUACAACAUUUAAUCAGUCAGCUUUAAUAUGAUCAAAAUUAGAAUUAAAGUUGAACCAAUGCACAGAUGAAAAGUGUCUGUUCAGGGACAUUAAUGACUGAAUAAAUUGUUUUUCCACUGGGAUUUAGAUAAAUAAA
Messenger RNA from Xyrichtys novacula (pearly razorfish), 11346 nucleotides. Lineage: Eukaryota; Metazoa; Chordata; Actinopteri; Labriformes; Labridae. The record is from the annotation of a GenBank genome assembly.